AUGGCAUCCGACCCCACUUCCGCCCUCAACGAGGUCUUCAUCCUCAUGGGGAUUGGACUGCUGGUCAUUCUCCUGCGCUUGUACGCACGGUGGGAAGCCGUUGGUUUUAAUAGGUGGGAGGCCGACGACUACCUUAUGAUUCUAGCCAUGGGAGUGUACUCUGCAGAAUCGGCCCUUGCGUACAAGGUCGUGGCAAAGUACGGUGGCAUCGCCAACAAUGGCAUGACCGACGAGUACAGGGAAGCCUUGAGCGCGGAUAGCGACGAAUACAAGAACAGAGUCGGCGGCUCAAAAACCCAGAUUGAGGGUUGGGUAGUUUAUGUACUGCUCUUGUGGAUCAUAAAAGCCGCACUAUGUACAAUGUUUUUGCGCCUUACGGAACGCCUGGAAACGUAUCGGACACGAAUUCUUGUUGGUUUCGGUAUUAUAAUAGCCAGCUGGGUCAUUGUGACUAUCUCCAUUCUUGCCAGCUGCGCUCCCAUCAGCAAAAGCUGGCAAAUCUACCCUAACCCAGGUCUCACCUGCCAGCCAGCCAUAUCUCGAGUCAACGUAUUCGUCACCCUCGCCUUCAAUGUCGCGACCGAUCUCUACUUGCUUACGAUUCCUAUUCCGAUGUUGUGGAGCGCGCAAAUUCAACUAUGGAAGAAACUGGGAUUGAUUGUUCUAUUUUCCGGAGGCAUCUUUGUCAUGAUGGCUGGUAUCCUCCGUUGCGUGCUCAUCAUCUCCAACGACGUUACGGGCGCACAAGAUGCCGCGGCCUGGGCGAUACGGGAAACCUUUGUCGCCGUGGUCACCUCCAACGUGCCGCUCAUCUUCCCUCUCAUGCGCAAGUGGAUCGGCAACACGCUCGGCUCGUUUAGCAGCAGAAAGGACAGCCGUAGCCGGCAGACGGGCGCCUACCCCGGUAGUAUCCCUCUCCCUGAUCGGUCGUGGCAUAGUCGCAAGGACGACGGGGACCAGUUUCACCCUGGCGGCGACGCCUUUGCCUUUGCUGGAAGUCGAGACAGGAUCAAUGAUUCCAGUGUUGAUAAGGGUAUCAAGGUCGAGAUGAAUGUCCAGGUCAGCAGCAGUAAUAAGCGCCGAACCGACAGCGAAAGCAACGUCUCCUUUUGA
Messenger RNA from Pestalotiopsis fici W106-1, 1113 nucleotides. RefSeq lists its product as uncharacterized. The record is from RefSeq and is a predicted model, not a curated record. The coding region runs from base 1 to 1113 and encodes 370 amino acids. Lineage: Eukaryota; Fungi; Ascomycota; Sordariomycetes; Amphisphaeriales; Sporocadaceae. The transcript is spliced from 5 exons.